AUGAUGGACUUUUUGCAGCGCCUGGCGCGCUUCCUCGAUCGGCCGCUCUUCCCUUGGAAGCGCCUGAUCAUGGGCUUCUCGAUCGGCCACUACGUAUUCGAAUCGUUCCUCACGUUCCGUCAAUAUCGUGUCCUGAACCGCCCAUCUCCUCCCCAGGUCCUCGCUAAAGAAGUGUCCACCGCCGACUUCGAAAAGUCCCAGGCUUACGGCCGCGCAAAGGCCAAGUUCUCCAUGGUUAACGGCCUUUGGGACCUCCUCCAGAAUCUCGCAGUGUACCAGUUCGACGUCCUUCCCAAGCUCUGGGAUCUGACGGGCGACCUACUCCUCAGGAUAGCGUCUGCGCGCUUCACGGGCGAACUGAGCCAUUCCAUCGUCUUCAUCCUCUCGUUUCUCGCUGUCCAGCAAGUGUUCAACCUUCCGUCCCAGCUGUACUACACCUUCGUCUUGGAGGAGAAGUAUGGCUUCAACAAGCAGACCCCGGCCCUUUUCUUCACGGACAUGAUCAAGACCAAUCUCAUCACUGCCGUCGUUCUGCCGCCAAUUCUCGCUGGCUUCCUCAAGAUCAUCCAGAAGACGGGCAACCAGUUCUUCUUCUAUCUCUGGACAUUCGCGGCUGGUCUCCAGGUCUUCAUGACGGCUGCCUACCCAACCUUCAUUCUUCCUCUGUUCAACAAGCUAUCGCCGCUCGAAGAGGGCGAGUUGAAGACCAAGGUGGACGGCCUCGCCGAGCAGCUCAAGUUCCCUCUUCACGAGCUCCUUGUCAUCGACGGCAGCAAGCGCAGUGCUCACUCCAACGCCUACUUCUUCGGUCUCCCCUGGAAAAAGCACAUUGUCCUAUACGAUACGCUCAUCAAUGACCACAGCCCGGACGAGGUCAAGGCCGUCUUGGGCCACGAGCUCGGACACUGGAAGAUGGGCCACACAUCGAAGCUCAUGGGCAUCUCGCAGGCGCACCUGCUAUACGUUUUUACCCUCUUCUCCGUCUUCAUCAACAAUGGCUCACUCUACUCCUCGUUCGGGUUCCUCUCCCAGCGCCCCAUUAUCAUUGGCUUCCUCCUGUUUAACGAAACCCUGGCGCCGUUCGACAUGCUCGUCAAGCUGGGCAUGAACAUGGUCACGCGCAAGUACGAGUUCGAGGCAGACAAGUUUGCCAAGGAUCUCGGCAUGUCGAAGGACUUGGCCAAGUCCCUCCUCAGGCUGCACACCAAGAAUCUGAGCAGCCUUGAUGCUGACCCCAUCUACGCCACGUACCACUUCUCGCACCCCCACGUCACUGAGCGACUCAAGGCUCUAGGGUGGACCGGUGAGGAGAAGGUGCUCGAUGGUGAUGUGAAGGAGGGUGUCGUCAAGGCCUCUGGCAGGGACGAGCUUUAG
This is a messenger RNA of Emericellopsis cladophorae, 1374 nucleotides long. RefSeq names its product CAAX prenyl protease-like protein. Gene Ontology annotation, cellular component: endoplasmic reticulum membrane. The record is from RefSeq and is a predicted model, not a curated record. Gene Ontology annotation, molecular function: metalloendopeptidase activity. Gene Ontology annotation, biological process: CAAX-box protein processing. Lineage: Eukaryota; Fungi; Ascomycota; Sordariomycetes; Hypocreales; Bionectriaceae. The transcript has 2 exons. Bases 1 to 1374 code for a protein of 457 amino acids.